GGGUGAAAGGCGCAUUGAUGCAGGCUGCGCCGGCUCGGAGCGCGGCGGGGCCAGACUCUGAUCACAUCCCGGCUCGCGGUCUCCAAGUCCGGCUCUUGCUCCGACGUCCCGGGGCCGCCGCGCGCCAUGCGCCUCCACGGCCCCGCCGCGGUCUCCGCGCCGUGGCUGCUCGGCCUCCUGUUGCUCCUGCUGCUGCAGCUGCGGGCGCCGUCGAGCGCCUCUGAGAUCCCCAAAGGGAAGCAGAAGGCGUUGCUCCGGCAGAGGGAGGUGGUGGACCUGUAUAAUGGAAUGUGCUUACAAGGGCCUGCGGGGGUACCUGGUCGAGACGGGAGCCCUGGGGCCAAUGGUAUUCCUGGCACCCCUGGGAUCCCAGGUCGGGAUGGAUUCAAAGGAGAAAAGGGGGAAUGCCUAAGGGAAACCUUUGAGGAGUCCUGGACACCCAACUACAAGCAGUGUUCAUGGAGUUCGCUGAAUUAUGGCAUAGAUCUUGGGAAAAUUGCGGUAAGUAAAAUCUGAAUUAUUUUGAAGUUAAAGCAAAACUUAAGUGUUUUCAAAGUUGAGUUCUCUGAUUGCCUUCGGUUAAAUGGCAGAAGCUCAUGCUGCCAACGUUGGUAUUUCACGUUCAACGGAGCUGAAUGUUCAGGACCUCUUCCCAUUGAAGCCAUAAUUUAUUUGGACCAAGGAAGCCCUGAACUGAAUUCAACAAUUAAUAUUCAUCGCACUUCUUCCGUGGAAGGACUUUGUGAAGGAAUUGGUGCCGGGUUAGUGGAUGUGGCUAUCUGGGUUGGUACUUGUUCAGAUUACCCCAAAGGAGAUGCCUCUACUGGAUGGAAUUCAGUGUCUCGCAUCAUUAUUGAAGAACUGCCAAAAUAGAUUCUUUAAUUUUCAUUACCUACCUCUUUUUUAUUAUAUCUUUGAAUGGUUCAUUUUAGUGACAUUUAAUUUUUAGGUAUAUAUCUGAAAAACAAAGCUAAAUGUGUUUACAGACCAGAGUGUGAUUUCAUACUGUUUUUAAGUCCAGUAUUCAUUUUCCUUCCAUCAAAGAUUAUUUCGGGAUUUUGUAGUUGAAUAGAAUUCUUUCGUCAUAGUCCCAUUCUCUGAAUCUAUAAUUUAGAAUAUCAUUGUAGUUUAAAAGUUUUCCUAUUCUCUCAGCAUAACACUUUUUUAAAAUAUAAAAGCUACCAGUGUUUGUACAAGCUGUAAAUUGUUCAAAAUUUUUUUGUAUCUGUGAAAUAAAACUUAUUUCAAACAACUUUAAUAUCUUUAACCUAAUUGCCACUAAAAUGAGUUUCUAGUACUUUUUAUCUGAAAAGUUCAUUGUUAAAUGAAUAAAUACAAAUUUAGAUUUAACUCAACUCAUUUAGUGUAGGUACAGUGUUCCAUAUUUCAAGGGAUACAAAGAGAAAGGACAUUUAUGUGUCAGGAAAUACACAAGCACUUGAAGAAUUUUAUCUUAACAAAGAGUAAAAAGAUGUGAAUUCUUGUCUCAAAUUGCUUACCAUCUGGUAGGAAGGAUAAGAGAUAUACAAAAAGACCAAUAAAUCAAAGAUUAUAUGUCGACUGUUAUAAAAGUUGUGGAAAGGGAUGAUAUAAUUCAAAGCAAGAUCUAUCACUUCUAGUUGAGGCAAUCAGAAAGAAUUCACGAUGAACGAAGUACAGGUAAGACUAAUAAAGUUAAGUAAAUCCUGGGCUUGAAUUGGAAGUGUCAGUAUGAAUUCAUAAAGUACUUUAUCAUAAGUAAAGCUAUAAAACAAUAACAACAAAAUCUCCUAACUUUGUUUACUGAAAAGGCCUAUAAAUGAUGACUGAUGUAGUAAUGCCCAGAUUGUGAUCACAACAUACCAUUUCCUACUCAAAGGAAUCCAGGCUCCAUGAAGAAAUGGGUGGUUUCAUCUCUGGGGCAGGAAAUGUACAAUAUGAGCCUGGAACAUCUUGUCAUACUGGAAAACAAAGCAACUACCAAAGACAACUCAAAAGGAUCCAAGAGCCAACCUGAAUUGGUUCCCGUUGGCAAAGAUGAUACGAUUUAAGCAUCAAUAAAGAUAGUAACUGCAAUGGUUUGAACCACAUCAAAUAUGUUUAAAUGCAUGAGUUCAUAAUGAUAUUGACAUGAAAUUCAUUGGUCAACUUUAAGGACACCAGCAAACCAACUUGUUACUUUGAAAAUUGGUACAGUUAAAAACAAGUAUUUAGUAUACUUUCUCCAAAUGAACUGUAUUUCUGGGUAACCAAAUUAAUUGUUGAUAAAGGAGAAUUUUGCCUUAUAGAAGUGUGUGUAUGCGAAUUAAGGGAUCUAGCAAUGAACAUCUGUUGACUGAUAACAUUCCAAAGAGAAAGACCAGACUAUGUGCCUCCUAAUGAAAGUUCAUUAAUGCCACCCAAGAAGUGGUUUUGCCAAGAAACAAUCAAACCUGGGCCUGAUUUAGCCUUCAGAUAUAACCACUACAUUUUAGGAAAUACAGGGGAUAGAAAGACAUGCUAAUUGAUAUGACAAGGUUAUAAUCAGCAAAUCCAGACUGUGGGAAACUCGAAAGAACUUGGUUUCUUCAACAAAUAGCAAGAAAAAAGAAAAAACAUGGACUAAAAGAGAUUUAAUAUAUCAACCCAUUUCAAUGUUUGGAUUUUAUUUGGAUGCUUGAGGUAGUUAAAGACAUUUGAACAUUGGAUAUUUGAUAUUAAACAUUUUUCAGGUGU
Molecule: messenger RNA, 2694 nt
Organism: Pteropus alecto (black flying fox)
Lineage: Eukaryota; Metazoa; Chordata; Mammalia; Chiroptera; Pteropodidae
Gene: CTHRC1
Product: collagen triple helix repeat containing 1
Exons: 5
Source: RefSeq, a predicted model, not a curated record